Molecule: messenger RNA, 1304 nt
Organism: Varanus komodoensis (Komodo dragon)
Lineage: Eukaryota; Metazoa; Chordata; Lepidosauria; Squamata; Varanidae
Gene: RAC2
Product: Rac family small GTPase 2
Exons: 7
Coding region: 92-670 (192 amino acids)
Biological process (GO): small GTPase-mediated signal transduction
Molecular function (GO): GTPase activity; GTP binding
Source: RefSeq, a predicted model, not a curated record
AUAACCGCAGAAGACUUUUCUCCAUCAACAGAAAGCCAUUAUCUCUGCCCAAGAGACUUGCUGGACUUCCUGACUCUGCUAGGCCAUAGUCAUGCAAGCCAUUAAGUGUGUGGUGGUGGGAGACGGAGCUGUAGGUAAAACCUGCCUCCUGAUCAGCUAUACCACAAAUGCCUUCCCAGGAGAAUAUAUCCCUACUGUAUUUGAUAAUUACUCUGCCAAUGUGAUGGUGGAUAGCAAACCUGUGAAUCUGGGACUCUGGGAUACAGCUGGCCAGGAGGACUAUGACCGCUUGAGGCCUCUCUCCUACCCACAGACGGAUGUCUUCCUCAUCUGCUUCUCCUUAGUCAGCCCUGCAUCUUAUGAAAAUGUCCGUGCCAAGUGGUUCCCUGAAGUGCGACACCAUUGUCCCAGCACUCCUAUGAUCCUUGUGGGCACAAAGCUGGAUCUCCGGGAUGACAAGGACACCAUUGAGAAGCUCAAGGAGAAGAAGCUAGCACCCAUUACCUACCCACAAGGCCUUGCACUGGCCAAGGAGAUUGAUGCCGUGAAGUACCUCGAAUGCUCAGCACUGACUCAGCGUGGCCUGAAAACGGUGUUCGAUGAGGCCAUCCGGGCAGUUCUAUGUCCACAACCCACAAAGACGAAGAAAAGGAGAUGCCUUAUCCUUUAAGGAUUCCAGAUUCUUGAUCCCAUGGAAUUUUGAUCCCAUGGAUUGCCCCUUUCUGGAUGGUUCAGAGACCAAUAACAUUGGAACCAGCUGAUUUUUCUCCUGUACCUUCCCAAGUGACUCCAAGGUUUUCUUGGAAUGCUUCUGUACUAGCUCUUCAAUCUACUCUUCCCAGAGCACCUACAUAGCAUUAUUGUUAACCUGUUGCAUUCCAUUGUUUUCUAAUUGCCUUCUAUUUUUUCCAGGCCUGACGUGUGGCUAUUUUUAUUAUUAAUGUUAUUAUAAAACAUAAUGCUGUUGUAGCACCAGCACGCCUGAUGUCGAAAGGGGAACAUUUUCAAGACUGUUGUGCCUUCUGCUUCUGCUUUGCAGGUUCAGCCUGUGGAUUGCCUCCCGCAUAUGUGGGUGAGGGGUUUGUAUUUGUUUCUGGUUUGCAUUGUUUUAAACUGAGUAUACUUGGGGUUGCCCCUCAAAUAGUUUCUCUGCUAGUAUGCUAAUUUCUCUACCAGUCUCUGUGUGUGCAGGGUGGGGGGAUUCUUAAUCACUGAUUUCCUCUCAUUAUCCUUUUCUUCUUUUAAUGGGAAACUAGUGCUGUACAAGUGCUACUUCUGCAUUAAUAAAGGCAAAGGAAAAACAA